Messenger RNA from Rotaria sp. Silwood2, 1101 nucleotides. Lineage: Eukaryota; Metazoa; Rotifera; Eurotatoria; Philodinida; Philodinidae. The record is from the annotation of a GenBank genome assembly.
AUGAGCGAAAAUAAUUCAAGUUUUACUGAAUCGAAAAAUUCAUCAGGAGAAAUUGGUUAUGAAAAAGAAAAUGCCAAAUUAAUUGUAUCUGAAUUGAUUGAUUUACUUAAUGAUGAAAGAUCAUAUCAAGAUAUUGGAAUUGCUACUGAAAUAACUAAAACUGUGCAUUUAUUAAUAAAACAAGGUGGUUCUCGAAGAAAAGAAAUUCUUGCUCAUCCAAAUUUGAUAACAUUUUUAAUAAAAUUAUUCAAUACCGACAAUGAUCUAACACGUUUAUUGGCUAGUUUAUUUCAUGAUAUUUCAAUUGAAGAAGAUGGAAUCCGAUUAUUACUUCUUACUGGUGUCAUACCAAUUUUUCUUCAAACACUUGAAUCUUUAAAUGAUGAUGUCAUCAAUUUUGUGCUUACAACACUUCGUAAUUGUCUAAUUGGUUUAAAUAAUGAAGCAGCGAAAGAAAUUCAAAUACAUAAUGGAUGUAUGACUUUUAUAUCAUUACUUAUUCAUCGACAUUCAAAUAAACAAAUGAAUUUUCUUGCUGAUUGUUUAUUACGUUUAGCUAUGUUUAAUACAAAUGCACAAAUUUAUUUACAAACAAGUAAAUUAUUUUUACAAGAAUUAGUUACUAUACUUGAUGAAACAAAUUAUAAUAAAUUAUCAUUUACAUUAAUACGAAUGCUUCCAUUAUUAUCAUCAAAUAUACAUACAAAAUCUAUAUUAAUACAAUUUAAUAUAAUAACAAUACUCGAACGUAUUUUACAUAUGAAAUAUGAUUAUAAAAUUCAACGUUAUUGUCUAUUAACGCUAAGAAAUUUAUCAGAUCAAAUUAUUCAUAUGGAUAAUUUUGAUUCAUUAAUUGUUACACUUAUACAAAUACUUUCAUUGAAUAAUGAUAUGCAAAUAAAAAUUUACAUUGUUGAUAUUUUAUCUAAUUUAUCAUGUGAAAAUCAAUCAAAUAAAUCAUUAAUGAUACAAAAUAAUAUUAUACAAUUACUUGUUAAAAUUAUUAUUCAAAAUGAUGAAAGAGAUGAUAUCAUUGAGUCAACAGUAAGUAGAAAUUUGUAUUUUAAUCGAAAAUUAACAAAGAAAAAUAAACAUAUAUGA